AUGUCGAUGGAUACUCCUUUAGACUUGUUGAAGCUCAAUCUAGAUGAAAUAGUUUUUGUCAAACUGCGCGGUGCCAGGGAAAUGACAGGAACCUUGCAAGCUUUCGACUCGCAUUGCAACAUUGUGCUUUCAAAUGCGACCGAAACCAUAUAUGAACUUGUGGAUGGUGACCUGAAGUCGACGACGAAAGAUUCAGAAAUGGUCUUUGUUAGAGGGGACUCGGUUACGCUUAUCACCACACCAUCCGAAUAG
Molecule: messenger RNA, 252 nt
Organism: Lachancea dasiensis
Lineage: Eukaryota; Fungi; Ascomycota; Saccharomycetes; Saccharomycetales; Saccharomycetaceae
Source: the annotation of a GenBank genome assembly